This is a messenger RNA of Zingiber officinale, 586 nucleotides long. Its product is annotated as UPF0047 protein YjbQ-like. Bases 13 to 285 code for a protein of 90 amino acids. The transcript has 4 exons. NCBI's taxonomy places the organism in Eukaryota, Viridiplantae, Streptophyta, Magnoliopsida, Zingiberales, Zingiberaceae. The record is from RefSeq and is a predicted model, not a curated record.
GUCUCUGAGGCCAUGGCCGCCAAGUGGGCACAGAAGACCGUCGUCGUCCCUGCUCAGAGGCGCGGAUGCCAUCUCAUCACCCCCAAGAUUGUUGAAGAGAUACAACAAGAUUUGUCGGGCUUCAAAUGCGGCCUUGCUCAUCUUUUCCUGCAACAUACAAGUGCUUCUCUCACCAUAAAUGAGAAUUAUGACUCUGAUGUUCAGAGCGACACUGAAACAUUUCUGAAUCGGAUUGUGCCAGAGGGUCGAUCUGCACCGUGGAAGCACACAUUGGAAGGUGAGUAAACGUGAAAAUUGCAGCCUCCCAAUUUCAUUAACACCCAAUACUGAAAUAGCCUUCUUUCAUCUCUGGCAAUUGCCAGAAAAAUCAGUAUCAGCUGAUAAAGCAGUUACGAUUUAUUGAACUGCUGUGCUGAUCUUGGCAUUAAAUAUUGUAGAAGAGCUUAUGAUUGCCAUUCCCUAUGUAUAAUUCUUCUAAUCAAGCGACCAUCCUUCUCGAAUAAUAGCAGCAAGACUAUUAAUCAUGCUUUAUCUUUCUGUUUCAAUAAGACAGGAAUGGUUCUUCUCUUCUUUAAGGAAAGCACAC